ACUUGGCUGCUGCCCUGGUCGCAGCUGGAGAUAUGGAGGGAGCAGUGCAAGCUUAUGUUUCUGCGCUUCAGUACAAUCCGGAUUUGUACUGUGUUCGUAGUGACCUGGGUAACCUGCUUAAAGCCCUAGGUCGAUUAGAAGAAGCUAAGGUACGUAUUUGGAAUCAUGGAAUUCUAAUAUUUUUGCCAUGCUCAAUUCUGCUCUGCCUCGGUAUAGCUUUGCAAAUGAUGUAUGUACAGUGGAGUGUUAAAAGAACGAAGCUGUAAAAUGGGAAGCGUGACUCUGAGUAAAGUGUGCAGCCUCUCCAAACAGUGAGGAGCUGUCCAGCUGGUUUUCGAAUUUUUAAAGGUGGUACUUAAUUCUUUCCUUGACUUAAAUUAAAGUCAUUUUGAUUUGGUCUAAGCCCGCAGGUCAUCUUAACAGAUGAAUGUACAGGGUGCUACAAAACAUGACCAAAGGACUUUCUUUGGUUUAAUUUCUCUGUCCCCUCCCCAAUAAAUGUUACUUUUCUAUGGAAGAAAGGCUGUUACGUAUCAUCACACAUCUAACUGAUAACUCAAAUCGGUGUAUAGUUGACUCUGAAGUAAACCUAGAAAAGGACAGAUGCUGGUUUGUAUUAAGAAAAUGGACUGAUGGAAAGAAACCAAUAAGAUAUGAAAGGUGGCUUCUAGCAGUUAGCUUGUAUAAAGCGUGUAAAAUUGUAACAUGUUGUUCUACUUUACAGCUUUGCACCUGUUUGUAAACAGUAACUGUGCAAUUCUGCGUCUUGUUACAAGCCACCUUGUGCGUCUGCGCUGCUAGGGCAAGGAGUUGGGAGCAACUAGAGGACACCUCUGCAAACCCCUCUGGUACUCCAAACUCUCGCGCAUGCAGUGGCAUGAAGUGUGAAUGCAGACUAGCUGUCCACGUGGCAUGAAACCUAAGGGGAGUGGUCCAGUUCUAUUCCUAGUUUUGGGUAGGGAUCUCAGAUUCAGAUACUGAUAUCUGAGGGGGAGACCUGAAUCAAGUCAGUGUCUAUUUGGGGAACCAGCAUUAUGCAAUGUUUCUGCAUUCUUUUUUUUGGUUCUCUCCAUGUGGACAGCUAAUGCCUAUUGCACUUCAUUUUGCUUCAGCGUCACUGGCAUAGGGUCAGACUGCGCCUGCUUAGGAUGCUGAUUUCUUUAUUUCAGAGCUCUGGAGACAACUAGUUUGAAAGUCAUUUCUUUGGCGGGACAUAAAGAAACAAGAACAUUAAAUAAAACUUGACCUAUUUCUUUGUAAUCAGUGCAUUUACAAUAUCAAGCCAGCUGUUUUCCUUGAAGUUGAAAGUGAAAUUCACACAAUAAUCCAACUUUGGAGCCUUUCUUCCAGCCAUGCACUUUUUUUUUUUUUUUUGCUGCCGCCACAACCCCACUCCUCCUGCAUGACAAACAUAUAAUGAAAGCAAGCUUCACAUGUCCUUUUCUGAAUCAUAGCGCAUACCCAGAAACAUUUCACUUGCUUUGUUGAGAUCUUUUACUAAUGAUCUUGUUUUAUUUUCUCUCUUGUUUUUGGUUUUUUACCACUGAUAUUGUAUUUAGAAGGUUUCAGGUGGGUGAAAACUGCUAUGCCAUGCGUAAGGUGCCUCGCUGAAGGGAGCUCGAGGCCUGGAUCUAGGCAGACAUGCACCUCCUCCUCUUCCAGCAAGGAACGCACCCGAAAAGUCACAUGAGAAAUAUGGCUUGUUACCUGAAAGCAAUUGAAACGCAACCAAACUUCGCUGUUGCUUGGAGUAAUCUUGGAUGUGUAUUUAAUGCUCAAGGAGAGAUCUGGCUGGCAAUUCAUCACUUUGAGAAGGCUGUAACCCUUGAUCCAAACUUUUUGGAUGCUUACAUUAAUUUGGGAAACGUUCUUAAAGAGGCUCGUAUAUUUGACAGAGCUGUGGCUGCAUAUCUACGCGCUCUUAGUCUGAGUCCGAAUCAUGCCGUGGUACAUGGAAAUUUGGCCUGUGUGUAUUAUGAGCAGGGACUUAUAGAUCUUGCAAUUGAUACCUACCGGCGGGCCAUCGAACUACAGCCCCACUUCCCUGAUGCAUAUUGUAAUCUUGCCAACGCGCUCAAGGAAAAAGGCAGUGUGGUAGAUGCAGAAGAGUGCUAUAACACAGCACUUAGACUCUGUCCCACACAUGCAGACUCUCUGAAUAAUCUGGCAAACAUCAAGAGAGAGCAAGGAAACAUCGAGGAGGCAGUCCGUCUCUAUAGGAAAGCUCUUGAGGUCUUUCCAGAAUUUGCUGCUGCUCAUUCAAACCUUGCCAGUGUUCUCCAACAACAGGGGAAACUUCAAGAGGCCCUCAUGCAUUACAAGGAAGCAAUACGGAUCAGUCCCACUUUUGCUGAUGCAUAUUCUAAUAUGGGCAACACCUUAAAGGAGAUGCAAGAUGUCCAGGGGGCCUUGCAGUGCUACACAAGAGCGAUUCAGAUCAAUCCAGCUUUUGCUGAUGCCCACAGUAACCUAGCUUCGAUUCACAAGGAUUCAGGAAAUAUUCCUGAAGCCAUCGCUUCCUACAGGACAGCCCUGAAACUGAAGCCUGACUUUCCUGAUGCUUAUUGCAACUUGGCCCACUGUCUACAGAUUGUGUGUGAUUGGACAGAUUAUGAUGAACGGAUGAAGAAAUUGGUCAGUAUAGUUGCUGACCAGCUGGAAAAGAACAGGCUGCCAUCUGUUCAUCCACACCACAGUAUGUUGUAUCCAUUGUCUCAUGCCUUCCGAAAAGCUAUUGCUGAAAGACAUGGGAACCUCUGUUUAGACAAGAUUAAUGUACUUCACAAGCCACCAUAUGAACAUCCAAAGGAUUUAAAGGCUAGUGACGGACGGCUGAGGGUGGGUUAUGUGAGCUCGGAUUUUGGAAACCAUCCCACGUCUCACCUCAUGCAGUCCAUACCAGGCAUGCACAAUGCAGAUAAAUUUGAGAUAUUUUGUUAUGCACUGAGCCCUGAUGAUGGCACCAACUUCCGUGUGAAAGUCAUGGCAGAAGCAAACCACUUUGUUGACUUGUCGCAGAUUCCUUGUAACGGAAAGGCUGCAGAUCGCAUCCAUCAAGAUGGAAUUCAUAUCCUAGUUAACAUGAAUGGCUACACCAAAGGGGCUCGAAACGAACUUUUUGCCCUAAGAGCUGCACCGAUUCAGGCUAUGUGGCUAGGAUACCCUGGAACAAGCGGGGCGCCAUUCAUGGAUUACAUUAUAACCGACAAAGAAACAUCACCCAUUGAGGUCGCUGAACAAUACUCUGAGAAAAUGGCCUACAUGCCAAAUACAUUUUUCAUUGGUGAUCAUGCCAACAUGUUCCCUCACUUAAAGAAAAAAGCAGUAAUAGACUUCAAAUCGAAUGGUCACAUUUAUGACAACAGAAUAGUACUGAAUGGAAUUGAUUUGAAAGCAUUUCUGGAAACCUUACCGGAUGUAAAGAUUAUAAAGAUGAAAGGCCCUGACAAUUCAGACAAUGACAGUAACUCUGCUCUGAACAUGCCAGUCAUUCCCAUGAACACCAUAGCAGAGGCGGUUAUUGAGAUGAUUAACAGAGGGCAAAUUCAGAUCACAAUCAAUGGAUUCAACAUCAGCAAUGGACUGGCAACAACACAGAUAAAUAAUAAAGCAGCAACGGGAGAAGAAGUUCCUCGCACUAUAAUUGUUACCACUCGCUCACAAUAUGGUUUGCCCGAGGAUGCCAUUGUAUACUGCAACUUCAACCAGCUCUACAAGAUUGACCCUCCUACAUUACAGAUGUGGGCUAAUAUUCUGAAGCGUGUUCCCAAUAGUGUUCUGUGGCUUUUACGCUUUCCUGCUGUGGGGGAGCCUAACAUACAGCAGUAUGCACAAAACAUGGGGCUUCCACAAUCAAGGAUAGUCUUCUCCCCAGUUGCUCCUAAAGAGGAACAUGUGCGGAGAGGGCAGCUAGCUGAUGUAUGCUUAGAUACCCCUCUCUGCAAUGGGCACACCACUGGCAUGGAUGUGCUCUGGGCAGGAACGCCCAUGGUCACUAUGCCAGGUAAGGAACCUGCAGAAAGCUUAGUUGUGCUCAACAAAGGCUGUUCGUCAGGAGAAACACUUGCAUCCAGAGUUGCUGCUUCACAGCUAACCUGCCUUGGUUGCCCUGAGUUAAUUGCUAAAAGCAGGCAAGAAUAUGAGGAUAUAGCUGUGAAACUGGGCACAGAUUUGGAAUACCUCAAAAAGAUUCGUGCAAAAGUGUGGAAGCAAAGGAUAUCAAGUCCUCUCUUCAACACUAAGCAAUACACGACGGAUUUGGAGCGAUUAUAUCUACAAAUGUGGGAGCAUUAUGCCGCUGGAAAUAAACCAGAUCAUCACAUUAAACCUGUUGAAAACACAGAAUCUGCUAAAAUUUCAGCUUAGUGCUUUAAAUGUCAUUACUGUAUUUUUGGAUAUGAAAUAUCAGAGGGCUCACAGUCAGGCAUACAGACUGUGCAACAGAUGGAGAAGAUCUAAUAUCUGUUUAUCCUUAGACAUUUUUUUUUUUUGUUGUGCUAUUUUUUUUUUCUUUCUAUUGCUAAACUUACAGGGAAUCUCGCAAGUUGCCAGCCAAUCUCAAUAUCAUGGGCAGAGUUUAUUUUUGUUCAUGUCAAUUUUAGUCACUCGGUAUACAAUACAUAUUUGCAAUUUGGGCUUUUAAACAUUUGAGUUCAUGUUUGUGUCUGCUCGCUGAAAAUUUAAUCACAGCUUGAACCUCUUAGCUAACUGUGCUGGUUUGAAAGAUUAAAAAAAAUCCCAAAGCAUCUUUUAUGGUGUUGUAGUCCUUUUAUAGGUUUUAUAAACCACUUGUAGCCUUUUAAUGUCUGAAGUCUGUUUACAAGAAAGCCCGUCGUGUAUGCUUUUGGUAUAGAUGAGAAGUGUUUAAACUUUUGUUUCUCAAAUAUCAACUCUAUUUAAAUUUUCUUAACCAUUCUUCAUCACAACAAAUGUCCUGUUUUCAAUAAAUGUAAGUGGUACAAAUACGAGGAUAAUGACCGAGUCCAAUGAGUUGCAGAUCUGUGCGCUAUACAAAAUGGGUGUAAUCUAAGGUACCAAACCUUGCAUGUAUUUAGCUGUUUCUUGUACACACGACUCUUAAAAUUUUUGUUUUUCUUUUAUGGACUAAAUGAAGAAAAGCCUCAUGAAAGCAUAUGUUUUCCUUGGCCCUUGUGUGGAUGUUACAUGCAUUGUUUGUGUGAAGGAGAAGCAUGUGCUUUUGAACAGAUUAGUGAUGAGUAAAUAUGCCUUUGCACAUUGCUUGUUGAUUUAAUAAACCUUCUGUUGACUUGUGUGUUUUUCAAUUGUUCAUGAUUGUUUUCAUUCAGAUGUAUGAAUUUUUUUUGUUUUUCAUUUUUGUUCAGUAAACUUACCAAGUGGAA
Molecule: messenger RNA, 5360 nt
Organism: Spea bombifrons (plains spadefoot toad)
Lineage: Eukaryota; Metazoa; Chordata; Amphibia; Anura; Pelobatidae
Gene: OGT
Product: O-linked N-acetylglucosamine (GlcNAc) transferase
Exons: 20
Coding region: 1642-4365 (907 amino acids)
Biological process (GO): protein O-linked glycosylation
Molecular function (GO): protein binding; protein N-acetylglucosaminyltransferase activity
Source: RefSeq, a predicted model, not a curated record